AUGAACCACUGCAACCACCCGAAUAUUCUCUCGCUAACAAAUGUGUCGAUUGUUCCCAACAAUCGAGACUUUACGGAUUUAUACAUGAUCAUGGAGCUAAUGGAGACGGAUCUGUAUCGUGUAAUAUACAGUACCCAAGUCUUGACCGAUGAGCACAUUCAAUACUUCAUUUACCAAGUUCUCUGUGGCCUAAAGUAUCUCCACUCCGCCGACAUCAUCCACCGCGACUUGAAGCCCUCCAAUCUCCUGGUCAAUCGAAAUUGCGAUCUCAAGAUCUGCGAUUUCAACUUAGCCCGCGAGGAACUGGGCUCCACGCUCACGGAAUACGUGCAAACCCGUUGGUACCGCGCUCCCGAGGUCAUGCUGUCAUCGCAGCAGUACACGCGCGCAGUGGAUAUCUGGAGUCUUGGCUGCAUCAUGGGCGAGCUGCUGAAGCGGAAGGUGUUGUUCAAGGGGAGCAACUACCUGCACCAAAUCGAGCUGUACUGCCGCUUGCUGGGCUGCCCGCCGGACGAAGAUCUGACGUUUAUCACGAACCAGAAGGGCCUGAAGUACAUCAAGCAGCAGAAGUUCAAGGCGAAGGACUUCAAGGAGGAGUUCCCGGGGGCAUCACCGCAGUGUCUGGACCUGCUGCGCCGCAUGCUGGUGAUCAACCCGCAGAAGCGAAUUACGGUGGAGGAGGCGCUGAACCACGAGUACUUCGCGGAGUUCCACGAUGAGGCGUACGAGCCGGUGUGUGAUCGGGUUUUUCAAUUGGACGUGGAUUACAACACGAUGACGAUCGAGAAGCUGCGAGUGAGGGAAUGGAGGGGCUGUGAGGCGUAG
This is a messenger RNA of Blastocystis hominis, 825 nucleotides long. RefSeq lists its product as hypothetical. Gene Ontology annotation, cellular component: cytoplasm; nucleus. The record is from RefSeq and is a predicted model, not a curated record. Gene Ontology annotation, molecular function: ATP binding; MAP kinase activity. The transcript has 3 exons. Lineage: Eukaryota; Bigyra; Opalinata; Blastocystidae. Bases 1 to 825 code for a protein of 274 amino acids. Gene Ontology annotation, biological process: intracellular signal transduction; protein phosphorylation.